CCUCCAGCCCUCUCCGCGUUCAGAUUCAGUUGCACCUUUUAUUAUUUUAACUCUUCUCCCUAGGACACGCGGCCUUGGGAUCUGUCCCUCUGGCAUUCGUGAUCCCGGCUCCCUCCCGCUGGGAUGGGAGAGCGAGGGACCUGCCUGCGGUCCGCCGGCGUGUGCCCGGAGGUGCAGCAGCCGCACCCGCUGCCCGGAGUCUGAGGACGGGUCUCCAGAAAAAGAAAGGCAAGUCAGAGACAGGUGGAUAGACUGGCUAUGGUGACAGGACGAUGUUGGCUAGAAAGAGCAUCAUCCCCGAGGAGUAUGUGCUGGCGCGCAUCGCCGCGGAGAACCUGCGCAAGCCGCGCAUCCGCGACCGCCUCCCUAAAGCUCGCUUUAUCGCCAAGAGCGGGGCCUGCAACCUAGCGCACAAGAACAUCCGUGAGCAAGGCAGGUUCCUUCAAGACAUCUUCACUACCUUGGUGGACCUGAAAUGGCGCCACACGCUGGUCAUCUUUACCAUGUCGUUCCUCUGCAGCUGGCUGCUCUUCGCCAUCAUGUGGUGGCUGGUGGCCUUUGCUCAUGGAGAUAUCUAUGCUUACAUGGAGAAAAGUGGAAUGGAGAAAAGUGGUUUGGAGUCCACUGUGUGUGUGACUAAUGUCAGGUCUUUCACCUCUGCUUUUCUCUUCUCCAUUGAGGUUCAAGUGACCAUUGGAUUUGGAGGGAGAAUGAUGACAGAGGAAUGCCCUCUGGCCAUCACAGUUUUGAUUCUCCAGAACAUCGUGGGUCUGAUCAUCAAUGCAGUCAUGCUGGGCUGUAUUUUCAUGAAAACAGCUCAGGCUCACAGAAGGGCAGAAACUUUGAUUUUUAGCCGCCAUGCUGUGAUUGCUGUUCGAAAUGGCAAACUGUGCUUUAUGUUCCGAGUGGGCGACCUGAGGAAAAGCAUGAUUAUUAGUGCCUCGGUGCGCAUCCAGGUGGUCAAGAAAACAACUACACCUGAAGGGGAGGUGGUACCUAUUCACCAGCUGGACAUUCCUGUUGAUAACCCAAUUGACAGUAACAACAUUUUUCUGGUGGCCCCUUUGAUCAUCUGCCAUGUGAUUGACAAGCGCAGCCCUUUGUAUGAUAUCUCAGCAACUGACCUUGCUAACCAAGACCUAGAGGUCAUAGUGAUUCUGGAAGGAGUGGUUGAAACUACUGGCAUUACCACACAGGCAAGAACCUCCUACAUUGCUGAGGAGAUCCAAUGGGGCCAUCGCUUUGUGUCUAUUGUAACUGAAGAGGAAGGAGUAUAUUCUGUGGAUUACUCCAAGUUUGGAAACACUGUUAAAGUAGCUGCUCCAAGGUGCAGUGCCCGAGAGCUGGAUGAGAAGCCUUCCAUCCUUAUUCAGACCCUCCAGAAGAGUGAACUGUCCCAUCAAAAUUCCCUGAGGAAGCGCAAUUCCAUGAGAAGAAAUAAUUCCAUGAGGAGGAGCAACUCUAUCCGAAGGAACAACUCAUCCCUUAUUGUGCCGAAGGUACAAUUUAUGACUCCAGAAGGAAAUCAAAAUACAUCAGAAUCAUGACAGUCUUUUAUCAAGUGUUGAGAUGCUUCAGGCAGGGCACUAUAGGACUGUAUUAGAGCUGGAACAUAGUAAUUUGUCCUUUUACAUCUUAAUGCACUAAAUGAUAUUCAUAUUCAAACAAUAGCACUUUCUGUAUCAAUAAAACAGUAACACAC
This is a messenger RNA of Pteropus alecto (black flying fox), 1702 nucleotides long. RefSeq names its product potassium voltage-gated channel subfamily J member 8 (gene KCNJ8). Lineage: Eukaryota; Metazoa; Chordata; Mammalia; Chiroptera; Pteropodidae. Gene Ontology annotation, cellular component: plasma membrane. Gene Ontology annotation, biological process: potassium ion import across plasma membrane; regulation of monoatomic ion transmembrane transport. The transcript is spliced from 3 exons. The coding region runs from base 273 to 1547 and encodes 424 amino acids. The record is from RefSeq and is a predicted model, not a curated record. Gene Ontology annotation, molecular function: ATP-activated inward rectifier potassium channel activity.